AUGACUUCGCCAUACGCCGCUGCGCAUGCAAAUCCCCAAGGAGCAGGAGAUGCCCGCCCAACUGGCUCGCAGAUCAUCGAAAAUCAAGGAUUGAGAGGCAAGCUCAACGGCAAGGUUAUGGUCUUGACUGGGGCAACAUCUGGCAUUGGCCUCGAGACCGCACGUGCGCUGUCAAUGACAGGAGCAACGCUGUUCCUGACGGCUCGUAACUUACCCGCAGCUGAGAAAGCCAUCCAGGAUAUCCUGGUGCUCGGUCGUAUCUCUUUGAUCCGCAUGGACAACAACUCCCUCACCAGCGUCCGAGCCGCCGCGACCGAGAUCCUGACCAGGUCGAACGGCAAGGUCAACAUCUUGGUAGCCAAUGCAGGCGUUAUGGGCAUUUCAGACCAUCAACUUACCGAGGACAACCAUGAAGUACACUUCCAAACGAACUUUCUAAGCCACUUCAUGCUUUUCCAGCUCUUGAAGGACGCCCUGCUGUCGAGCGCGACCUCGGACUUUCACUCCCGUGUCGUCGUCGUUGCGUCCUCGGCCCAUCGCGCCGCCACGCUACCGAAGAGCGACGACUACAGUUUCGAAAAGUCAGAGUAUGACCACAACAUGGCAUACGCGGGUUCCAACCUCGCAAAGAUCUACCUCGCCAACGAGGUCAACCGUCGCUACAGCUCUCAAGGUCUCUUCGCGACGAGCCUCCACCCCGGCGCUAUCAACACCAACAUCAGCCGCAACAUCGGUCCUGAGUUCGUGCAGCAGAUCUUGGCCAACCCCGAUGUCGUAAAAGUGUUGAAGUCGCCUGAGCAAGGCGCUGCUACGACGGUGCUCGCGGCGGUGGGGAGGGAGUGGGAGAGCAGAGGAGGGGUGUACUUGGAGGAUUGUGCGGAAGCGAAGCGUGGGGUGGAUGACGGGCAAGUGUUUGGAUCGGGCUGGGUGGAGCAGACAUUUAAUCCGGAGGCCGAGGGGCGGCUUUGGAGAGAUGCGUUGGAGCUUGUGUAUUUUAAGGUGGGUGCUUGA
Saxophila tyrrhenica is the source of this 1011-nucleotide messenger RNA. RefSeq lists its product as uncharacterized. The transcript has 2 exons. The coding region runs from base 1 to 1011 and encodes 336 amino acids. The record is from RefSeq and is a predicted model, not a curated record. NCBI's taxonomy places the organism in Eukaryota, Fungi, Ascomycota, Dothideomycetes, Mycosphaerellales, Extremaceae.